Messenger RNA from Caenorhabditis auriculariae, 11321 nucleotides. NCBI's taxonomy places the organism in Eukaryota, Metazoa, Nematoda, Chromadorea, Rhabditida, Rhabditidae. The record is from the annotation of a GenBank genome assembly.
AUGUCUGUACUUUGGUUGGCAUUGGCUUUAUUGGUUCUGAUCCUGUUCCUACUGUACAACUUUUCCACAACAAUGAAUUAUUACAUGCGGAUAUCAUUUUUCUACGCAACUAUCUUCGCUCACGGAAUGGAAUGCACCGUCACGUUAUUUCCUUCUUGGCUCAAACAAGGGGUCAGUUUAUUUUACCUUUUAUAAGUCAGGGUCAAUAAUUUUUAGCCUAUUUAUAAAUUUUUUUUAAGCUCGAAAUUGUAGUUGAUAUGAUCAGAAAAACUUCUAACAUAAUUGAAAAAAAUUUAUCACAAGUGCGCUCUAACAAGAUAUAUUGUUUUUAACCAGAGUCUUUUUAAUUAGAAAAUAAAUAAAAAGAACUUAAAAAAAUAUUCGUCAUUUUACCAGGUAAACUUCAAAAAAAAGUGCGAAAUAUUUUUCGAAUGAAUGAAAAUAAACGUUUCACGUGGAGCGUACUUGCCCUAAUUUUUUUUCCCACAAAAAAGUUAAGAAAAUUUUAUUUUCCUCGUCGCGUGGAAGUCAUUUUGUUUCACAAUCGGACUAUUUUUAAACAGGAAAAACUAGAAAAAAUCUCCAAUUUGUCGAUUUUUGGCUGUUAAUUUAUGUUUUAUGAAGAUUAUGAAGAUUCCAAAUGCUGAAAAAUAAAAGGUUUUGAAAAAAAUAAAAUGGAUGGAAACCUAUUGAAAACUUUGAUUAUGAAGUAAAUUGUUAGGAGAGUAAGGAAAAUUGCAAAGCUCUGCAAGUUUGUUCUGAAAGAUGAUGUAUAGUGAAAACAUUUUUAGUGGCUACUAUAGGGUUUUGACGUUUUAGUGGUCACUAUAGUAGUCAAAUUAGUGACCACUUAAGGGGAUAUAAAGUAGUGGCCACUGUAGAGGUCUAAACGUUACUACUAGACCUUAAAAACUUUAGUGGCCACUUUAGGAAUCAAUGGAUCAUCAUAACCAGUCCAAUCUAUUUGUUUUGGUGUUGGUUAGAUAUACGAAAUUAAGUUACCGGAAUCAAAAUUUCAGAUAAUUUGGUUCAAAAAUCCUUACUAGACUGUUUUGAGGCUCAAAGCUCACAGAUAACCUCGAAAAUAGCUCUUAUUCAAAAAAGGCUUUAUUGAACGUUUGAAAAGGUCGUCUUCUCAAGACCAUUCGUUAAUUUGGUCCAUGCUUCUUUCUAACAAAAUUAUUUCUACAGUGGACGAGAGAUUUUGGGGGAAAAAAAGCUCGUCUCUCAUGUUUUUUGACCUCCACUGUACAGCUCAGCGACGUUUUUUUCUUCCCGCGAAAGAGCCAAUGAAAGAUGAAUGAGCAUCAUCCAGGAGGUUCGGAAAAAUGAGAAAAUUUUCGAGGAAAAAAAAAGAGCUGUGCAUAAGAAAGGUCACGCGAACUCCUUGUUGUCCAUCGCCAUGCAUAAGAAGGAGAAGAAGAAGAAUUUCUUCUCUUUUUAGAAAAAAAAGGACUUCUCAUGAAUAAUUCGAGGCCGUGCUGACAUGCGACAAAUGAGCGGCUCGAAUGGAGGAAAAAUGAAGCCAGAAGAAAAAAAAAAGGGUGUACCAAUUUGCCCUUUUUGGGUGGUCCUUUGUGGACAAAAAAAAUGAGAAAAUUGAACGAGUGGGUCUUUUUUUGCAAGUUUUGACUUUUUUUCGAAAAAUUUUUUCUGGUUUUUUUCGAUUUAAAAACACAGUGAAUGAGUCUCUUGGAAAACUAUCUUUUUUUAUAAUUAAAAAAAUUUAAACGUUUGCCAUUUUUGUUUUUUUGAUCGGUUUGGAUGGUCUCUUUUUCAUUUUUGAAUAAUAAUUGGACGUUAAAAAAAUAUUCAAAAUGAAAUGAGAAAAAAACUGAAAAAAACCAAGAGAUUUUUUUAUGGUUUUUUUGAAUUUUUUUCGGAAGAAUUUUUGUGAAAUGACUACAGAAAAUACAGUAAAAAAAGACUAGAUACCAAAUUUCAGAAUUAUUUAUUUUUCUAUUUUUCCACUGAAUUUAUCCGAAAAUAGAGCUAAAAAAACGUCAAUUUUUUUCGAAAAAAACGGGAAAAAAAUAUUUUUUUGCUUUUUUUAAAAUUCGCUGAGCAUCAACCAUAGUAAUGAUUUCAUUUCAAACUUUCAUUUUUUGAUUGUUAGUAUUUUUCUUCUAGGAUUAUCCAGCGGUUUUUGGAGUAUAUUUGAAAUUUCGACCUUAAAAAAAUUUUUUUAGAAUCAAUCUUCUUUUUUUAUCCAAAAAAAUAUCCUUCAAGGAUGAUUUUUCAAUCAGAUUCAGUUCUAUUCUAGUGAAAUUCUAGGUUCGAGAAAUGAUUUUGAGAUUAAAAAGAGGUUAUUUCACAUUCAACGAGCAAAACGGGAUUUUUUAAAAGGAAAAAUUGCUCGUUUUGAAAAGAUUCUUUGGUAACGUUCCUAGUGAAGAGUGUCCUUUUUUCGAAACUGAAAAUCUCUUCCAAAAAUACUCUUUUCAAUCAGAUACGGUUGCGGUAGUUUUGGGGGAGAGAGGAGGAGAAGACGAAUGGGAAAACGAGUCAUUCCGAGUUUUUAGAGCCUUUUCUCGGGCGGUGAUUUAUGCCCGUGUUUAUGGGUCUGCCCACUUGGCAGAUUGCGUGUUUCCCAAACAUUUUUUCGAACCAAAACAACGUGCUUUGUUUUUUUUUGUCCUACUUGCGGUUGUUAACAAGAGAGUCUUUUGCUGUUGAGAAAGUAAUGGGGAUUGAGAAAAUGACCGGGAGUUUUCGGAAAAAUAAUAAAAGUUAACAAGUUGAUUCAGUCAAGAGAGAAGUCAUGAUCAUGGAAUAAAAGAAGAUUUGAACGUCAGUUUGCGGAGUCGCGUUUAAAAAGAAUGAUACGCAGCUGAUCUUGUUCUUUUUCGGUAGGAAAUUGAGCGACCCGACGAUCACUGCUUCUCCACCAAAAAAAAAACAGUAAAACAAAAUUUUUUAAUAGCUCGGAUAUGGUGAAGCUGAUACGCAAUGGAAUUUUCAGAAAAGUAUGAAAAUUUAGCUUUUAUAAAGACAAUACUUGGAGUCUCCUGAAGCUAAAAAUUUGUCAGACCAUUUCAAAAAAAAGUUCGAAAUAAGGUAAUGAUAUGCUAAAGAAGAUGAAAAAUCUAACAUCACUACUAAAUUUCGCUUUUUUCCCCAAUGUUCUGAGAAAAAAAAAAUUAGAAUUUUAUUCAGAUCUACCGAUUUCUUUUUUUCGUUUUUUCUUCUCAAAACUCAGAUUGACGUGAUCUCAAAGGCCUAGAUACCGAUAUUUUUCCCAUUUUUUUGUCUUUUUAAAGGGAAAUCGGGGGGAACCAUGUUAAAAAAAUUUAGAAAUCUCAAAUUAGAUUAAAAUUCAAAAAAAUUUUUUUCUCAAAAAUGAAAUGCAAAUUGUAAAAAGUUUGUUCAGCAUAAAAGCUCAAAAUUCAAUUUCCUUGGGAAAAAAAGGAAGUAGUGGAAAAAAAUUUUUUUCUCUGAUUUUUUUAUAAUUUUCUUUUUACUUUUUUUGCUAUUGGCUGAAAGUUUUUUUAAUUAAAAAAACAUUUUUUUAGGAACUUCCAGAUAGAAAAAAAUUCGGUUCUACGGUAGGUUUCUAGCAUUUUGAAAAGUUUUUAGUGGCCAUUUCAGAGUUUCAAAGUUUGAGUGGCCCCUGUAGUAGUCGCUUUAGUGACCACUUAAACGGAUUAGCUUUGAUGACGUCAUUAGAAGUCUAAGUUGUACUACUAUAUCAAUAAAAAACUGCUAUAGUGGUCACUAAGAGGCAAAAUAGAAGCUUCUUUAAAUGUGGUUCGAGUGGCCACUUGAGUUUCCUUUCCUAGAGGAGCCUCUUAAGCGAUCACUUGGAAUUUACCUACAAUUAUUUUUUUCAGGGCGCCGACCUGGUCUUCCACAAGUUCUACUAUUGGUGCUUUUGGACUGGGGUUCAUGUGGAAGUCCGGGACCAAAGUCUGAUGGACAAGGUCCAAGGACCUGCCGUCGUCAUCGCUAAUCAUCAGGUGAUUUUAUCAGGAAGUAAAAAAAGAAGAAGCUAAGAUUGGACAUUUUUUCUUCUUUAAUUGCUCGAAAAACCAAGGCUUCUCAUUAGGAGCUUUGAAAGUGAUUUUCUCCAGUUCAUGAUGCUGUAUUAAACGGGAAAUCGGUUGGAAAAAAAAAAUUGAAAGUGGGACAAAAUAAAUCGAUAUUGUUGAAAAUGAAAAAGGCACUAAUAUACUGAUCCGAAAGCUAUCGAUAAAGUUGAAAUUUUUUUUAAUUUUAAAAGACUAGUAAGAAUUCAAAAAACAUCCGUGUUUUAUUAAUUCGCAAUAGUGCAAAAAAAAAAGGCGGUCACAUUUUGGAAACGCCCGUAUUUUAUAGCAAUCUCCGAAAGAGACUCGAAAAUUAUAAUGCAAAUUCAAAGAUUUAUUUCAAUAUUUGCUGAAACAGGAUUUUACUCAAAUAUAUCGUUAUUAAAAAUUCAAUCAUUAGGGGGUUUAUUUAAGACACUUUAGCUUUAAACGACUUGAAAUUACACCGCAUGCGGCUCUUCCCCUCAAGAACUUUGAAAAAAUUGCCUAUGCGCUUUUGAAACUAUCAGAAGGGAUUUUGGAACUAUGUCCAAGGAGAGAUCCUUGACGCAGGGAAAAAAAAAUAUUACUUUCUUGUAGUUCAUCUCAAAAUGACAUAUAGUUUGAAAUUCCUUCAAAAAUGACUCAAAAUAACACUGGGAGAGGUUCUUCUCCUCAAGAAUUUUUAGAAAAAUUGCCUAUGCGGCUUUAAAUGCCUCGAAAGAGAUUUUCGUAUUUUGCGCUAGAAGAGUCUUAACGCAGGAAAAAAAAAUUCCAAAAUGGCUCAUAUGAAAUGACUCGAAAUAACAAUGAAAGAAACUCUUCUUCUCAAGACCUUUUUGAAAAACUGCCUCUGCGCCUUUAAAACUAUCAGAAGAGAUUUGCGAACUAUGCCCUAGGAGAGGUCUUGACCGAUGGAGAACGAGUGGAAAAACAUCGUUAAGCCUUAAACUUUGCGGGCCUCGAUAAAUCAGCGGCCCUCCGUCGGCGAGAGCAAUUUGUUUUCGGCCCAAGCUUUUGCGGCUUUUCCCGCCUCAAAACCGCAGACGCAGCUGCCGCCGCCCGAUUUACGACCUCUUGAUUUAUUGAAUAAAUAUGUAACUUUUUUUUUCGUUUGCUUCUAGUUAUCUUGGAUCAAAGGGGUGUUGGUAGAACACUUAUGUCGAAGUUUUGAAAUUUUGGUUGAUCUGAAAAUUAAGAUAUUUCUGAAGAGGAUUUACAAAAAUAAAAUAAAAAAAACAGCUUUUUUCAAUCAAAAUUCGAAAGUAUUGCUGGAAAUUUUGUCAAAAAAUUCGUAAAACUUACCGUAACUCAAAAUUUUCUACAGUAACCCAAUAUGGUAUGUACUGUAAAAGUUCCGGAAAUUGGAUUACCUAUCGAUUGAUAUAUUACUUGCCUAGUAAAGACUGUGCAAUACUUAGAUACGCAGGUGCCUACCGUAACCCGGUAAGAGGAAAUGGCUCAAAAAUGUGCUUCCGCAUUUCUGAUGAUGGUUUAUCACACUGGGAGAAGUUUUAUCAAAAUCUGAACAUAUUAUUUUUUUAUGUAUCUUUUUUGCAAAUUACAGAGACAGCGUAUUAGAAGGAAAAAAACAAGAAGGAAAAAUUUUUUUGAAAAUCUUUUUUUAUUUGAGAUUUGAAGCUUAAAGUGAAACUAUAGAAAACAGAAAAAAAAAGCUAAAACUGCCAAGAAAACCUUUUUUUUGAAAAAUGAUCUUUGAGAAAUGUUUUCAAGAAAAAGUACAUGGGGUCGAGGAAUUGGAGCAUGAAUAUUCUCAUGUUUCAAGUGUAUUUUCGUGCAUUUUUGAUUCUCUUAUGAAAAAUGGUCUUUGAGCGUCUUCAGCAACCUUGAAACUUGGAAAAUGUUUCGAAAAGGGGGGAUCUAACCUUUUUUAAAGCGGGAAAGUCAGUUAAGAGCUUUUCUUUUCUACAAAACCCUUCUUGGGAGCUCCCGAGUGGUCCCUAUGGGGGCAAAGUAGGGGGCCUCGGAAAGUCCUCUCUAGGGAGCCAACCCCUACAGGGGUCAGAAGUUUGCAAAAGCGGUCCCUAUAGGGGACAUGCUAAACUGAUCAACGUAGAAGCAUUUCCAUGGGAAAAAUUGAAUAAAUAAGCGUUUUUAAUGGAAUUGACCGACCCCUAUAGGGUCCACUUGAACUUUGAGGGACUUGGGGUCAGAAUUUGAACCCCUAUAGGGACCUCCUUAAUUCUACCCCUAUAGGAAUGACUUUUUCGGCCUCUAUAGGGUUUUGUCCCCCUAACCCCUAUAGGGACUACUCUGGAAUUCCUAAGUAGCUGCUUUGUUCCUUAUUUUGUAUAGCUUUAAUAAAAAACUAAUAUUCACCCGAUUCAAUCGGCCGAAAUCCACAUCUACUUUCAUUCCUAUUUAUACCAAAAGACGAGGCGAAGCGAAUAAAAUCGAGAAGAAAUAUUGUACAACGGCCGUUUCGUCAACUUUUACGACCAUAAUUACCUCGUCGCGGUGACGACUCUUUUUCCAACACGAAAAAUCUCUUUUUUUUCCGAUUUUAUGUGGUGAGGGAGACACAAAAAGUCUGAAAAGUUGUGAAUUUUCACACUAACUUCUACCUACCCCUUCAACAGACUAGCAUGACAAAAAUGAAGGGAAAUAAUUAGUCUGGAUAGCCAUUUUUUCAAGCUAGAUAAGCCCUAUAGAAUUGGAAAAUGCUCCAUUUUUGAACCAGGACGCCAAAAAAUGAUUUUUUAGAGACACCCACGAGAAGCUGGAAUGUGGAAAAUUGAAAAAACUACUUUCUCGAAAAAAAAAAAAUGAAAAAAUUAGAAAAUUCAAACAUUUUUUGCACCGGGACUUGGCCAAGCAAAAAUAUCUCGGACGAAAAUAUUUCUUUUUAUUUGAAUUCAAAAAAUUUUUUCAUGGCCCAUCUUUGAGCUAGAAUUUUGAGUCGGCUUGAAAAUCCCCAUAGGGAUAGAUUUUUGAGAAAAGGUUCUCUGGAACUUCCAGCCUUUUCAGUUAGAAGGAAUCGAAUGAAGUCCAUAAAUGUCUUUUUUAUUUCUUUUUUGAAUCUUCGUUUGGAAAUUGCGCACAAGGAGCGUGAAAAAAAAGUUAAAAGCGUUUGAAAACUUUAGAAAAAUCAGUUUUUUUAUCGAAAUGACUUUUGAAGGUGAUCAGUAGCAAAAAGAAUUUUUUUUGGAAUUGAUAUGAUUUUCCGAAAAUUCAGGACUUGAACUAAUUAAUAACCGUUCGUGGCAAUUCAAUAAAAAUCAAAAUUACACAUUUCUUUUUUUAGCAAACUUAAUAAAAAAAAAAUGGCACUACGGUAAGACACGCCAAAAUGCGGACUUUUACAUACCGUACUCUUCAGAAAAGGAGCACCCUUGUCGUAUAAGCAAUGGAAUUUGAAUGUGCUUAAUUUUCAGAGCGCAAUCGACGUGAUCGUCAUGUCGUCGGUUUGGCCCCACCGUGGGGUCGUGAUGAUGAAAAAGGCUCUGAUGUACGUGCCGUUCUUCAACAUUGCCAGUUAUUGGGUAAUUUUCGGUUUUAUUUUUGAAAUCAGUAUUGAAAUAACCUAUGAAUGAACCGGAUUUGGUCCAGAUGUUUUUUUCAAAAAAAGUAUAUUUUUAGGGUGCUAUAAUUACCGUUUUUCCAUUCUGAUUUUUUUGAAAAUUGUCCUUAAAUCUUGUGAAAUUAUAGAUAUGGGUGUUUGAAGUUUGAAAAAAAUUUGACCGAUCUUAAUUUUUUUUUUUUUCACAGACUUCUUUGGCGUUUUUGUAGCCCAAUUGGGAACUAUCACAUUUUCGAAACUCCAGAUUGUUUUGGUGCCAUUUUCAGAAGAUUUUCAGGCACCUAGACUUCUGAAAAAGCAAAACAAAGUCCAAAAUCAGAUAAAUAUUUGUCCUCUUCUUCAUAUUUUUCCAAUCGCCAAACUUUCCCACGACGAUUAGAAUGGGAAAAAUAAUCGGUGUACGAUUUCGUAAGAUGUCUGGCAAACAGUCGCUGUCAAUCUCUUUUCCUUGUUUGAAUUUGAAUUCGGCCUGCUUUUUUUCUUUUUUCUCCGAGGGGUCAAUGUUAUUUUGCGGAGAGAGAUCAACAUGUUUUCAUGGAGAAUGGAGAUCAGAGUUUGGUUUUUGAAUGAGAUCGAGAAAAUUUAGGAAAAAAUCGAGUUGGAAUGGGAUUUUUUUCAAAAAAAUAAAGAAGCCGGAAAAAUCCUAAUAAAAAAAUUUGUAGAUUUGUUUUUAACUUUAGGUGGAAGAUUGACAAUUACUGGAAAUUUUUUUAAAAAAAUUUCUGAAAAAAAGAAAAAAAUUAGCGGUGAAGUUCUAACCUUACUUGAAUUUUUUUAUUUUUUUAUUUUUUUCCUUUUUAUAAUAUUUUUUUCUAGCUUCAAACUCAGGGAUUUUUUUGAGAGUUCUCAGCUUUCGAUCAAAAACCAAGCAUAGGCUUCGUCAUCGGGGGAAAAAUUUAAAAAAAUGAUUUUUUUUGAUUUAUCAGAGAACUGUUCCAGCUCUAUAGAGAACUUUAUUUCUUUGAAAUCAAAAAUUUUUCCAGUUUUUCCUCUCAAAUUUCCGAGAAAUUUGAACUUUUUGAAUAGUUAUAGGAGUUUCAUGAAAAAAAAAUUAAGAUGAAAGUGGGAUUUUUACCAUCUCAGGAUCAGCCGUUGAAUGAAUCAAACUUUAAUUUGGAGCUAAAAGGAAACAGGAAAGUAAUCUUCAAAACUUUCAGGCGAACACGAUAUUCAUCGACCGGUUCAACCGGGAGCGCGCCAUGCAUUCCGUCGAUUACUGCGUCGAACAGCUCAAAAUCAGCGGAUUCAAGGUGAAAUUCAUCCGAAUGACCUGUCUGCGCUCUCUUUUCUCUCACCGGCGAGGUGAUGGAAGAGCAAGUGAACUGGAGAGGGUCGCUAAGGGCCAGAGAAAAUGUCUCGUUUCUCUGCAACUCUCUCGUUUUUCCGGUCUCUAAUCUGUUUUGCUAUUUUUCUCUGCACCCUCCUCAUCUCUCGGUGUCCCUCUCGUGUUGACUUGCUAUUUCCGGCGAGGAAAUACAGAGACGCAGACAGUUGAAGAGGAUCGGGAGGAAAACGGGCGGUCUCUUUGCGGCCUAGCCGGCGAGAGAAAAGAGAGCGCAGAAAAAUCAGAUCGUUUCGAGACCUAACGAAUGAAUUAUUCCGAACUUCUCGAAUUUUGAAUUUCAGCUUUGGGUCUUCCCGGAAGGCACUCGAAAUCGCGACGGCGGAAUGAUUCCCUUCAAAAAAGGCGCCUUCAAUAUCGCUGUCAGGGUAGGGAAUCCCCUUUGUCUACAAAAUUCGGCCGCAUUUGGAAUGGCUUGUGAUUCCAAAUGCCAACUCGCGAAAGUCGCUCCAAGUCGGACGCAAUCUUAAGCCAUUCCAAGAUCAAAAGAAUGUUAGGAAAUAGAGGAUACUAAAGCCAGAAAAAAUGCAAUAAAGUCCGUUCUCAGCAGUUUUUUAAGAGUUUAAAGGCGCAGCAUGCGCAAAUAUUAUUCUUCUAGUCGAUACUUUUCUCAAUAAUUUUCCUAUGAUCCUUCAAAAAAAAUGACGUUUUUUUUUCUGUUAAACCACAACACUGUUUCAAUUCGCGUUCUUGUGUUGGCCAACCCAUUUUUGUUCAAUGGGAGAUUUUCUUGAACCAUGUUGUAAAUUUCGGUCGGUUUUCAAAGCUUUUUGAAAUUUGCAUCGUUUUUUUUUUGGUUCAAAAUUUUUUGGGUCUCUAAAAUGUGUAGAAAUAUUGACUUUGGUUCAUUUUUAAGCUUCAAAAAUCAAAAAUUGUCGACCCAAAAAAUGAGAUUUUCUGUUUUUUUACGGUAAAUUCCUGUUCAAUUUUUGAAUUUGACCUCAAAUUCAAAUAUGUUAUGUAUGAAGAAGUGUUAAAUAAGGUUUGAGAGAAUUUUUUUUUUGUUCAAAAUAAAAAAAUGAGGGGAGAACAAAGAACAUUUUUUGACAAUUUAAUGAACAAUUUUUAUUAUUAAUUUAAAUGGUAAUCAUUCGAAAAGUUAAAAAUUAUAAUCGAACCUUUCAGACUUUCCAGAACGCUACAAAAGUUAAAUAACAAAAAAAAAUUUUUUCUUGAAUGAAAUACAAAAAAAUCAAAAAGUCACAUUGCCGUUUCAAAUUUCAUUUUUAAUCCGAUAAAAAAACUUUACUCUCAGUUCCGAUAAGUCGAAAUCUUUAAUAGUUCCAAUUAGUCAUUUAAGAAAAUUUACUGUUGAAAAAAAUAUUCCAAGAAAUUAGAGGAUUUACCAAGAGAAAUUUCAGGCCCAAAUCCCAAUAAUUCCCAUCGUGAUUUCCGAUUACCGGCCAUUUUAUUCGAAAAAUGGGAAAUAUUUCCGGACGGAUGGAGAAGUGAUCGCCCAGGUGCUGCCGCCCAUUGAUACUACUGGGGUGAGUUAACGGAAUAAUCAAUAUUUUUGAGGAACACAGAGAUUUUUGGUAAAAAAAAUUCCUAUCGUAGAUAGUGAACGACCUCUUGAAUAUUUAGAACCAAGUUUUGUUAGGCUCCGCCCACUUUCAGUCUUACUGUGGAAAAAACACCGUAAGAGCCCAAUUUUUUUUCUAGUGCACAAAAUUGGUCCAAACCAACUUUAAAACAAGAUAUGUUCUUACAACACCCUAAUGCGUCGAAUAAAAAAUAAAAAUCUAAACGUUCCGGGGUACUAGUUAUGGCUUAAAAACCACGAAAAUCGUCAUUUUCAAAUACUUCAUUUUUUCUUCUUCUGAGAGACGAAGUGUUACUGGUCAGUUCUAAUAUGAGAAAUUUUAAUAUACUACCUUGUUUUAAAAUGGUUUCAACCAAUUUUCCCCUUCAGGAUUUGCUUUUACGGUAUUAUUACAACAGUAAGCCUGAAGGUGGGCGGAGCCUAAAAACCUGGUUCUAGAUAUUUAAGAGGUUGUUCACUAUCUAUGAUAGCAAGAAGAGUUCUUAAAUUUCCAUGGGUAGAUAAACUUUAAAAAAAUAGGAGAAAUUAAAAUAUAACUUGUUCAAAUUAUUUUUGAAAAAGGUAAAGAUUUUUUUGUUUCAAUGAUAACUUUUACAAACUUCCUUCCUUCUUAGAAAUUUUAGUGGGGUAUUUGUCCAAAAAAAUUCAAAAAAAACCUAUUAUUCCCAAUUUUGAAACAUUUCUACAACCACCUGGCUCGAGACAAAAAGCCUGAAUCUCCAAUUAGAAAAAAAAAAUCGAUAAUUGAGAAAAACUGACUUCCAGCUGUCCCUCGACGACGUCGCCGACCUGAUCGAGAAAACUCGGUCGAAAAUGUUGGCCGUCUAUGACGUCAUCAGUCCCGAAGUCAAGCACCUCAUCGAAUCCAAACGAAAAGACAAGUCCGAGUGA